Molecule: messenger RNA, 3854 nt
Organism: Nycticebus coucang (slow loris)
Lineage: Eukaryota; Metazoa; Chordata; Mammalia; Primates; Lorisidae
Gene: CXCR6
Product: C-X-C motif chemokine receptor 6
Exons: 2
Coding region: 715-1938 (407 amino acids)
Biological process (GO): inflammatory response; G protein-coupled receptor signaling pathway; chemotaxis
Cellular component (GO): membrane
Molecular function (GO): coreceptor activity; C-X-C chemokine receptor activity
Source: RefSeq, a predicted model, not a curated record
UCCCAGAGGGGUCAGGAAUGUUGGACCAUAAAGAUUACCAACUAGAACUAUACUGAGGUCAAGGUGUUGGACAUCUAGAGGGUUCCAGGAAUAGAGAGGGCAGCCCCAGGAAACGAGAUGAUUCCAGCCAGGAAACAGAGUGGGUGAGUGGGCACUGCCUGCCAAGGAGCCUGAGUGGUGUAAAUUUUGGAGACAAGGCUGCACCAGGCUCUCUGGCAGACCCAUCACCUAGAAGCCAUCCAGUCCAUUGGUCUGGUAAUGAUGGAGAUCUGAGUUUCUAUCUUUAAAUUGCCAGUUACUAGCUGUGCGCACAUGAUGCUAUUAUUCUGGUUAUGCUCCUCAGUGUGCUCAUCUAUAAAAUGAGGAUAAUACCCACUUUGCAGAGCUGCUCACUUGCCCAAGAACAUAAGGCUCCAUGGCUAUCCUGUUUGCUGGGGAUGUAUGCAACACAGAACUCAGCCCAUAGCAUGGAAUUCACAUCAGCCCAUACCCAAACUAUUCCAAAGAGAUGUCUGACUAGCCAAUGAAAUAAUUUAAAGGUACAAUUGCCACCAUUUUCAGUGAACUACCAGAGCCAAACCUACUUACUGCUCCCCUUUGGUUUACAAGUAAAAUGCUUCUCAGGUCUGGACAGAAGAAUAAGCCCACAGCCAGAAUGAAGGGGUACAGGGUAUCAGAGUCACAGCUGCUUAUCUCUAACCCCCAAAUCACACCAUGCAGGUUGAUCAUGUGGCUUCUGAUCUCAAGGAUGAGAGUGUGGGGUGGGUCUCUUAUAGUAACCACCCGAGGGCUCUUAAAAAAUACUCAGCGGAAGCAUGGACCACAUCACAGAGAAGCAGAAGCAGAGCAAGCUCCUCUCUGGAACAAAACGGCGCAACAUCUGUGCUGGGGUUCAUCAGAACAGACACGAUGGCAGAGUAUGAAGACUACAAAGAUAAUGGGUUCUUCAACACUUCUAAUGACAGUAGCCAGGACCAUAAAAAUUUCCUGCAGUUCAAGAAGAUCUUUCUGCCCUGCACGUACAUGGUGGUGUUCGUCGGUGGCCUAGUGGGCAACUCCCUGGUGCUGGUCAUAUCCAUCUUCUACCAGAAGCUGAAGAACCUGACAGACGUAUUCCUGGUGAACCUGCCCCUGGCGGACCUGGUGUUUGUGUGCACUCUGCCCUUCUGGGCCUAUGCCAGCAUGCAUGAGUGGAUCUUUGGCAACUUCAUGUGCAAGACCAUACUGGGCAUCUACACUAUGAACUUCUACACGUCCAUGCUCAUCCUCACCUGCAUUACUGUGGAUCGCUUCCUUGCAGUAGUUCAGGCCACCAAGGCCUACAACCAGCAGGCUAAGAGGAUGAUCAGGGGCAAGAUCAUCUGCUCACUCAUUUGGGUGAUCUCCCUGCUGGUUUCCUUGCCCCAGAUCAUCUAUGGCAAUGUCCCUUAUCUUGAUAAGGUCAUCUGUGGUUACCAUGAUGAUGGCAUUUCCUCUGUGGUUCUUGCUACCCAGAUGACACUGGGGUUCUUCCUGCCACUGCUCACCAUGAUUGUCUGCUACUCAGUCAUAAUCAAGACCCUGCUUCAUGCUCGAGGCUUCCAGAAGCACAGAUCUCUAAAGAUCAUCUUCCUAGUGGUGGCUGUGUUCCUGCUGACCCAGACACCUUUCAACCUCGUGAAGCUCAUCCGCAGCACAAGCUGGGAGUAUUAUGCUAUGACCAGUUAUCAUUAUGCUAUCACAGUAACGGAGGCCAUUGCAUACUUGCGGGCCUGCCUUAACCCAUUGCUCUACGCCUUUGUGGGCCUGAAGUUUAGGAAGAAUUUCUGGAAACUUGUGAAGGACAUUGGUUGCCUCCCUUAUCUUGGAGUCUCACAUCAGUGGAAAUCUUCCGAGGACACAUCUAAGACUUUUUCUGCCUCCCAAAAUGUGGAGGCCACCAACAUGUUCCAGCUGUAGGCCUUGCUGGGGCUUGGAGAAGCUGCUCUGGAAUUUAUAGGAGCCUGGCUGUGUCCUCCAGAGGUAAUGAGAAAGGCUUUGUUUAUAGCUUGUGCAUUCUCGUGAGGAAGUAAUCAAGUGCUCUGGCUGGUUUGAAAUGCUUCUUCUCAGACAUGAACAUCAUCUGCUCUCUUUUAGAACAUUCAGGCCUAAAGUUCAAAGGCGGGUAGGGUCUAAAAUUUUUAAGAGGGCUUGCUGAAACCAAGAGGAUGAUGUGUGGCUCUUAAGAUCUUAGGUUCUAAGAAAGCAUAGGAAAAACUCUUGAAAAUAUCGGCCCGGGGAAAGACUUUAUGAAGAAGAUCCAUGGCCAUUGCAACAACAAAAAUAAACAAAUGGGACUUAAUUAAACUGAAAAGCUUCUGUGAAGCUAUGGAGACAACAACCAAAGCAAACAGACAACCUACACAAUGGUAAAGGAUAUUUGCAUACUUUGAAUCAGACAAAAGCUUGAUCAAUUUAAUCCACAUGAAAAAAGCUAACAAUCCCAUAUAUCAAUGGGGAAGAGAGAUGAAUAGAACCUUCUCUGAAGAAGACAGAUGAAUGGCUAGCAAACAUAUGAAAAAGUGUUCAUCAUCCUUAAUUAUUAGAGAAAUGAAAAUCAAAGCUAUCCUGAGAUAACAUCUAAUCCCAGUGAGAAGGGCCCACAUCAUAAAAUCUCAAAACUGUAGAUGCUGGCAUGGAUGUGGAGAGAAGGGAACACUGUUACACUGCUGGUGGGACUGCAAACUAAUACAACCUUUUUGGAAGGAGGUAUGGAGAACCCUCAAAGAAUUCAAAUGAGACCUCCUAUUUGAUCCUGCAAUCCCAUUAUUAGGCAUCUACCCAGAAAGAAAAAAACCCUUUUACCAUAAGGACACUUGCACUAGACUGCUUACUGCAGCUCAAUUUAUAAUCGCUGAAAUAUGGAAACAGCCUAAAUGCUCAUCAACCCAGGAAUGGAUUAACAAACUGUGGUAUACGUACACCAUGGAAUAUAUUCAGCCAUUAAAAAAAAAAAAUGGAGACUUUACAUCCUUUGUAUUAACCUGGAUGGAAGUAGAACACAUUAUUCUUAGUAAAGCAUCACAAGAAUGGAAAAGCAUGAAUCCUAUGUACUUAAUUUUGAUAUGAGGAUAAUUAAUGACCUAGUACAUGGUGGGGGGGGUAGGGGAAGGGGAGAGCAGAAAGAGACAGAAGGAGGGAGGGGGUGGGGGAAAGGAACAGCAGAGAGAGGGAAGGAGGGAGUGGGGUAGGAGAUGGGAAGAGCAAAGAAAGGGAAGGGGGGAGGGGGCAGGGGUCUCGAUGUGUGACACACCUUUUGGGAGCAAGACACAAUUAUAUGAGGGACUUUACCUAACAAAUGCAAUCAGUGUAACCUGGUUUCUUAUACCCUCCAUGAAUCCCCAACAAUCAAAAAAAAUUAAAAAAAAUUAAGAUCUUAGGUUCUCCUUUAAUGGAACUGGAGCUGAAGGUUACAGAGGUGAGCAAACAAAGCUGCUGAUGGUCACUAGAGCCCCAAAUUUCAGAGGACUCUUGGAUUACCAGGCAAAAGUGGAGAUUAGAGCAGCCAUGAACACAAGUGCCGGCCUACACAGCUCAGAUCAACCACCAGGUACCUACCAGGAAGAGAGCAGACUCGGCCCCACUUUGGGGUUGAUGUUGUAUAGGCCAAUGCUCAGAUUCUCUUCGAUUAGCCCUUAACCCUGGAAGGACAAGAACUGGGGACUAUAAAUGGCCCCCACCAAAAAAAAAAAUUAAAGUAGGCUGAGAAUCUCAUGGUCCACGGAAUGCUGAAAAAUGUGCAAAAUAGAGUUUAAGACCAUCAUCUAAGCAGCAGUUUUGAAGCGGACUCUUUGGUUGUGUUGCUCAUUUAAAAAUGGAAUUAUCUAAUGCCUGCC